Coffea arabica (coffee) is the source of this 953-nucleotide messenger RNA. Lineage: Eukaryota; Viridiplantae; Streptophyta; Magnoliopsida; Gentianales; Rubiaceae. The record is from RefSeq and is a predicted model, not a curated record.
CUUAACUUUUGGACCAGGAAGACUCAGCUAUUUAAUCCUGAUUUUGUCCCUAUUCAAGAAAUUUGGCUCUUUGCACAAAAUACAGUCUUGAGAAGUGAGAGUUCAAGGGAAGGAUGAAUAGUGUCAAUGGUAGUGUUACAUUAUGUAGAAGCUACAAAAAUAUGAAACAUUCCAGCUAUUUUGGCCUAUCCUCACCUAUGCAUUUCUCGUGUAUUUCUUCAGGGAUUGAACGGGAGAUCGCAUCUUUACAGAUGGAGGAGAAGAAACUAGUUGCAGAGAUUAAAAAAACAGCAAAAACUGGAAAUGAGGCUGCAACCAAGAUUUUAGCACGUCAACUUGUUCGGCUACGGCAACAAAUAGUAAACUUGCAAGGGAGCCGUGCCCAGAUCAGAGGUGUAGCCACGCACACCCAGGCACUAUAUGCCAGCACUUCUAUUUCUACUGGAAUGAAAGGUGCUACAAAAGCAAUGACAGCCAUGAACAAGGAAAUGGCACCCACAAAACAAGCUAAAGUGAUUAAAGAGUUUCAGAAGCAGUCGGCGCAGAUGGAUAUGACGAUUGAGAUGAUGUCGGAAUCUAUUGAUGAAACCUUAGAUAAAGAUGAGGCUGAGGAGGAAACAGAGGAGCUUACUAACCAGGUUCUGGACGAGAUUGGUGUGGAUAUAGCCUCACAGCUGUCAUCUGCUCCAAAAGGUCGGAUUGCAGCAAAGAAAGUUGAUAAUGCUGCCCCCCUAGCUGCAUAUGCUAUUUGCAUUCUCCAAUUUGUUUGUCUGGCUGGAGUUCUCCAUUACGUGCCUGCUUUUGCGAGUAUAAUGGUGUCUAAACUUGCUACCCCUGGAAAGCAUUUUCUACAACAUUUGCGAAUGCUUCCUGCAUCCCAUGUUGGUUUUUGCUCUGCAACUGCUGAUGUUGAGGAUCUUGAGAAACGGCUAGCCUCCCUGCGCCGUAUUUGA